UGCAAUCGACGUAGCUAUGGACUCUCCCACUGCUCCUGGCCGCUAGUACGCAUGCGCCAGCUCUGGGCUGAAGGAGCCAACAUGUCGCUCGAAGACCCGUUCUUCGUAGUCAAGGGGGAGGUCCAGAAGGCUCUGUCUCGUGCCAGAAGCCUGUACGAACGCUGGGAGGAGUUGCUGCAGGAGGGCAGUCAGGUAAGCAAAGAUGAGUUGGACUGGAGCACCAAUGAGCUGAGGAACUGUCUCCGAGCCAUUGACUGGGAUUUGGAGGACCUUAGUGAAACCAUCAGCAUCGUCGAGUCCAACCCGGGGAAGUUCCGUCUGGGAGAGAAUGAGCUGCAGGAGAGGAGAGACUUUGUGGAGCGAACACGACAGUCUGUACAGGAGAUGAAGGAGCAGCUGUCCAGUCCCUCUGUGGUGGCUCUGUCUGAGAAGAGGAAUAGGCAGGCUCUGAUGGGGGUGACUGUGCAGGACAAGUCUGAUGGCCUAGAGCCUCACCUAGUGUCAGCUAACUCCAGGUACAUCCAGGAGCAACAGGAACAGCAGCAGUUAAUAAUGCAGGAUCAGGAUGACCAUUUGGAGCUGGUGACAGGAAGCAUUAGAGUCCUGAAAGACAUGUCUGGACGCAUCGGGGAUGAACUAGACGACCAGGCAGUUAUGUUGGGGGAGUUUGGAGAGGAAAUGGACCAGACCAGUUCUAGGAUGGACUCUGUCCUCAAGAAGAUGGAGAAAGUUUCCCACAUGACCAGCAGUCGGAGACAGUGGUGUGCCAUCGGAGGGCUGGUGGUGAUCAUGAUCGUGGUCCUCAUCCUGUUCUUCGCCCUCUGACCUCUCCUCCUAACCCCUUCCCCCACUCCCUCCCUGGGAUGACGAGGGAGAAAGAGUGACCCUCAUCCUCAUGGCAAAGGGGAAUAUUCAGCCUCUGAAAAAUCUGUUAGUCAUUACUUGACCCCCCCCCCCCCCCCCCCACCGCCACCACUCUAAUUUCUUUUUCUCUCCUCAUGUCGGCAUGCUCCUGCUCAUGUCUCCCCUCGUGGCCCCUGACAGAGGAGGGUCAUAAACGUUGCAUUGUUUUACGUGGUCAGGCGAAGUUCGGACGUACAUUUUAUGAUUUUAAUGCGUGAAUUACGGUACAGACCUUGAAGCGUUCGGGACGUGGGAGCGAUGGUGGGGGUGUAAGAGUUGCCUUAACUAUUUUUUAUAUGUCUAUGAGAUAAUGGGAUAUGGGCCUCUUUGCAGGAGGUGUGCCUAUAAUUAAGACAGCCUCUUCCUACAGAGUAGGAGUAAGUUACAGCGGUCUAGACACAGAUCUGAGCUUGGUGUCUUUCACCCCACGGUUAUCUUUUCUUUUACCAUGUGAGAAUCAGAUUGUAAAUCAGUGAUAAUGGAGAAAUUCUACCUUUUAGCCAGAUUGUCCAUACCAUUAGAUUACCAUAGGAGGUAGUAGUUACCCGUAAACACUGAUUUAAGGUCAGUUUCUAUGUGAUUAGCCCUAAUGGUUAUGGCUAGAUGGGAGGUAUCUGCUCUGUGUUCAGCAGAAACGGCUAGCCUAUUGAGAUCGCUUUGCCAUAGCAACAGUCAGAGUUCUAUGUUGCUGGGCAGGAAGUAGCAGCACAAUAGAUUACCUGGGGCUACGUUGCCCCCUUGUGGACAUCCAUGUUCAUGUCCAUGUAAAUGCACAAUGUCAGUUGCCAAUCUCACAUCACAGACAAUAUUGUGUAAAUAAAUAUGAAAUGUAAUGCUUUUAUUUUCUUUUCUACUUCCUGCUCACAAGCUUUACAUUGUUGGAUGUAGAGGUAUUUGGCCAUUGCAUUUUCCCUGUGCUUGUGCCUCAAGACAAGACCCACGCCUCUCUGUGAGGGAGGUGAUGGUGCUGCCUGUUGUCGUUUGGUCAAAAGUGCCCCCGUGGUCUGGCUGGUACCGUUGAUUUAAUCUGAUAGUUAAUGGUUGGCUGACUGCCAAGUACCGAUAGCCACUCCGAUGCUGUUCCCUUUUUUGUUGCCUGUGUUCUGUUUGGAAAAGAUGUCACUCCCAUGUGGAAACCUCACUGCUGGAUUUCCUCCAUAUCAUGUUCUCCAAACGCCCUUGCGUUACAAAAGCUUUAUAAGGAACACUCAGGGUUGGUUGACUUCUACAGUUCAAAACCUUCACGGUGCGUCUUUGUCUUCCUUCCGUGAGGAAAUGGCUGUGAUCUAACCAGACCUGGUUGGUGGAAAGUACUUUGCUUUUACCUAUUCAACACUGCCAUGGCAGUGAUUUAUUACCAGUACGAUUGCAUUAGAAGGUUUUGAACAGGCCCUUAUUAGGCUGUAAGAGGAAGUUGAUUUCACCAGUGUCAGCGAUGAGUGUUUCUCUUGGUAUGAAAAUGAUUGGUGCGUUUAGUCGCUCGCUGCCACGUAUGGAGAUUGUGUGGAGUAAAUAACAUGUCGGACAAAAUGGCUGCCUUGCUCCGGUGUUUGCUUACAUUGCAAACCUGCGGUGUGUUUAUUCUGCCAAACAAAAUGUCAACAACGAAAUGGGGAUAAACCAACCUUUGUCCAAGAGAAGUUUGUUUGGCAGAAUUAAUAAAUUCCUGUUAAUUUGUCCAUGUUUUUUUUCUUCUUUUUACUGUAUAUUUUGUUUUCAUACCCUUUUUUCUAUUACAAGCUGCAGUUGAAAUUACUGAAAUCUUUUUUUUUUAUUGACCCGAUGGCACCUGGUUUAGGUUCACCAUUCACCCCAUGCAUUCUUCAUAAGUUCUAUUGGUCUCCUAAAGAACACCAAUAGAACCAUCCCUAGAACCAACACCUGGCACACACCGUGUUGGUGUCUCCUCUUGACAGGAGAGGUUAUGGGGUCACUGAGAUUGGCUGGGGGCCAUUUAAAAAAACAAACUUUGUGCUGUCACAUUGUCAGUCCGCUCAACACCGCUUCAGAUGCUAAGAAGACGCUCCACUCUUUUUUUGUAAAUGUAUACUGAAACUGUAUAUAAUAAAUCAAUGUGUUGUAUUUUA
Molecule: messenger RNA, 2990 nt
Organism: Esox lucius (northern pike)
Lineage: Eukaryota; Metazoa; Chordata; Actinopteri; Esociformes; Esocidae
Gene: stx10
Product: syntaxin-10
Exons: 9
Coding region: 52-825 (257 amino acids)
Biological process (GO): Golgi vesicle transport
Cellular component (GO): membrane
Source: RefSeq, a predicted model, not a curated record